Molecule: messenger RNA, 7502 nt
Organism: Bacillus rossius redtenbacheri
Lineage: Eukaryota; Metazoa; Arthropoda; Insecta; Phasmatodea; Bacillidae
Exons: 3
Coding region: 2370-6605 (1411 amino acids)
Biological process (GO): DNA integration; proteolysis
Molecular function (GO): aspartic-type endopeptidase activity; nucleic acid binding
Source: RefSeq, a predicted model, not a curated record
UUAAAAAUUAAGUAUCAGGAAAAUGGGAAUUUCCUUCUUACCAAAGUGCACAGCAAAAAUGCUAAUUUGGUAAAUGCCAUUUUGCCAUGGAAAAUGGCUCUCAACUUACUUUUUAAUGUUCAUUAUUGGCGUCAAGCAUUUUAAGUGUGCAAAUAAUUGAUGAUGUACAAACACCAUUAAAACUUGUAAGCUUCAAAAACGUGUUCUACCAACUUCCAGGAUGUGCCAGUAACAUCCCUAUCUCUACUAAUAUUAUAAAUGCAAAAGUGUGUUUAUUUGUUUGUCCUUUCAUGCAGCAAUGGAGCAAUGGAUAGACAUGAUAUUUUUAGAUAGCUUAUGGGCUACAGUGUGACAUAGACUACAUAUAAUUAUGAAAUUUCAUCCAUAAGGGAGUGAAAAUGAGGUAAACUCAGUUUUAUAACAGAAAAUCAUAGAAGGUAGGUAAAAGACACACAAACAAUGAGUUUGUAUCAUUUCUCUGUGUCUGCCACACGUCAUAUAGUAAGGUCUGGCAACUUCCUAUCCUUCUUGGUGAAACUCAUCUGCUUAGUGAAGCUCACGGCUGCUAGAGAACUUAACGCGCUAAUGACAGUUUAGUUCAGAACUUCAUCAAUAGAUGGCAUUGCGUUGAAUUUGUAACGUGCUACCAUUUGGUGCAUCCGUCUCAUCUUGCCUAUGGAUUACCUGCCUUCCCAUAAAAUGAAGCUGAAGAUUGGCGUCCCGGUUUUUCUGAUGUGUAGCCUUGAUGCACCGAAACUGUCCAAUCAAUGGGACUUUAAAAUCAAAAUUUCCCGUUUUCAAGUGUAUGUCCUACAGACUUGAAACUCGUUAGUGAUGUUCCUUCCUUAUAUGAUGUGUUUAUCCCGGCAACACUAAGGGCGGCUUGCAGAGUCGUUCCGAGAAUUCUCCGAGUGCGAGUGGAGUUUGAGUGGAGGCAUUUUCAUUGCACAGUCGAGAACGGAGUAAAAACGAAGUAAUAUCCGAAUGAAACCGAGUAAAAACGAAGGAUAGUUGGAGUGUACGCGCAACCACACUCCGAGGGCACUCCGAGGGCCCUCGGAGUGAAAUAUGGAAAAAAAUUCAAGAUGGCUGCGUUAUUAGAACCAAUUGUUGUGGAAUUUCUUGAUUUAAUUGAUGAAGUAUUUCUAGAAAAUGAAGAAAGAAACGUUGCCAGGGAUCCACUGUUUGAAGAACCACGGAGUCGUCGAGGAUUACCGCUACCGCCUGUCCUGCAGUUGCUAAUUGCCUUGCGAUUUUACGCAACAGGCAGUUUCCAGAUAGGCAGUAGAAAUCAUAGUUACUAACCAAUACCUUUUGUUUACAAUAAUACCAUCUCUCACUCUUUGCCUAGGUUAGCCUAUUUUGCACUUCAGUAUGUGGUGUUUAAUUUGUGAUUUGCAUAGGCACAUAUCGGUGCAAUGUGAAAUACUAUUUACAGAUGGUGACAGACGGUAGCGAGUCCACAGUUUCCCGAAUGAUCAGACGUAUCUCUGUCGGUUUAGCGCAACAUGCACGAAAUCUGAUACGGUUUCCCACUGGCGAUGAAUUUCGAUUGAACAAGCUACGAUUUUAACACUUUCCCGGUGAUACAGGAGUGUCUGCACCCACAUUAAAAUCAAAAGCCCCGGCGGUGCUCGGGGAGAAGUAUACAGGCCAACAAUGAUGUGCCAAUCCCACCAGUUCCUCUGCGACCUGGGCGCGCCAUGGCCAUCAGGAACGAGUUCAUCAUCCGGCAUUUCAAUUAGCUGUUUUGAAAUGAUUUUUACACACAUUGUUUCAUGUGGGUUUUUGAAAUUCGUGAACUUGAUUGUACCGUUUAAUAAUAGUUUUGUUUGGCUGGAAUGAAUAUUUUAUGAUUUUUGCACUCAGUGUUAUGGCUACUAAUGAAUAAUUCAAUGAUAUCUUCAUUUGUUGCUAAGCCAUUCCAUUGCAGUUUCUUUAAUCCUUCACAUACCUACAGGCCCUGGCAUUUUGUUUCCAACUUGUAAACAAAUGUCAAUUAAAUGAAGAAAUUUUACAUGUACUUUCUAAUAAUGCAGCCUUCUACAAAUGUCUGAGUAAAGAGGUACAUUUGUUUAUAUUUUUGCAUUUUGAUUCUUUUGUAUUAUAACUUGAUGAAAUAGGUAAUGUUUUGUUAAAAGUAUUAUUGUUGUUAUAUAGGAAAUGUGGGGUAGUUAGGUUGGUAGGCCUGCAGUGUAAAUAGAGGCCAGUUUGUAAUGAUGGCGGCCAGCGUGUCGGUCGUUGUUCAUGGUGAUUGUAUACGGGAGUGAGGACUGCAACCUAAAUAUGUGUUGAGGGACAUAACAGUGGCGACGAGGAAAAUUAUUCUUUCCCGGGCGUGCGUGUGGGAAACGUAAACAACUACCGCGAUGGCGAUGUUUCCCGCGUUCGGUGAAUUUGUUCCAGGGCGUGACACGUGGCACACAUAUUCGGAACGAUUGGAAUACUACUUUGUGGCGAACAAAAUAAAAGACAGUGAUGAAAAACGGGCUAUAUUUUUCACCAUUUGUGGGGCAGAGCUUUAUAACCUUGUGACCUCAUUAGUGGCCCCAAAGUCAACAUCCGAGGUGGCAUUUCCGGAUAUUUUGGCGGUACUCACGCAACACUGUGAACCCAAACCGAGUGAGAUCGUGGAAUCGUUCAAAUUCCAUAAUAGGAACCAGCGCGACGGUGAAUCGGUGGCGGAAUUCGUGGCGGACUUACGACGGCUCAGCAUACACUGCAAUUUUGCGGAUUUGGAUCGUAUGUUGCGGGAUCGGGUGGUGUGUGGUGCGCGGGACACAAAGGUGCAACACACACUUUUGACAAAAGACAACUUAACAUUUAAGGAAGCGGUUGAGUUGGCCACAGCGGCUGAAGCCACAGGCCGCAAUGUCCACGAUCUACAGGUGCAGCAGGGCACAGACGCUGGGGCAGUGCUGAAAGUGGGACGCAUCAGGUACGACAAAAAGGUGGUUAAGAACGACCAGAAGCGGAGUCAAGUCCAGGUGGACCAACAACUUGCAGCUGACAGGCGUGCGUGUUGGAGGUGCAAUGGAGACCACAGCCCAACCCAAUGCCGACACAUCCAGACAGUGUGCAAUUUUUGCGCUAAAAGAGGGCACCUGGAAAGGGCGUGUAUCACCAAGAGGAGGAAAGGUAAUACAGGAGUGAAUGGGGGGUCCCGAGACCGAAAGGAGAUGGGCAGGCCUAGUAAGAGUGCCAGUGACACUGCCGGUACCUACAACCUUACAAACCAACCAGACAGUGACGAAGAGGAUGGAGCAGUUUACAAGGUAUUUCAGACGUCGGCGAGCAAUUGUACGAGUGAACCACCAAUUGUUUUAGAUGUGUGGCUGAAUGGUCAGAGACUUCCUAUGGAAAUUGACACUGGCGCAAGUUUCUCGAUCAUCAGUUUUGAGACAUACAAGAAACUGUGGCCCGAUCGACCAGCCCUAACAGAUGCAAACCUGGUUCUACACACGUGGUCGCAGGAAAAGUUGGGGGUUAGGGGGACUCUAGAAGUAUUGGUACAGACAAAGACUAGUGAAUGUAGACUACCAGUGUUGGUGGCGGAAGGGAAGGGGCCUAGUCUGGUGGGCAGGAAUUGGUUAGAACCACUGGGUAUACAAGUAGCAGGCAUUUACCAAAUAUCACAUCAGGAAGUACCCCCUGCAGUGCAACACCAUGCACGGGUGUUCGACAGUGUAGAGCUGGGCAAAUACGUAGGGCCCCCAGUGACAAUGGAGCUGGAACCUGGAGCAACGCCAAUCUUCCGGAGGAGCCGGGGAGUACCAUUCGCAUUGCGGGACAUGGUGAGUGCAGAGAUUGACAGACUGGUUGAUCAGGGUGUAUACGAGCCAGUGGAAUUUUCAGAUUGGGCGACGCCUAUUGUACCCAUUCGGAAGGCGAAUGGGAUGGUCAGGCUUUGCGGUGACUAUAAAAUUACCGUGAAUAAAGUAUGCAGAGCAAAUGUCUAUCCAUUACCAACCAUUAAUGAGGCUUUUGCAAGUUUGGCGGGAGGGACAGUUUUUACGAAGCUAGAUUUAGCAGAUGCAUACCUGCAGGUGGCGGUGGAUGACGCGACAGCUGCAAUUUUAACAGUUAAUACGAUGAAAGGGUUGUUUCGGGUUAGGCGCUUACCUUUUGGAGUAAGCGGGUGCCCAGCGAUCUUUCAGCGGCUUAUGGAAACCCUGCUAGCAGGUAUUCCAGGUGUGGUGGUCAUGUUGGAUGACAUUUUGGUCACUGGGAAGGACAUGGAGGAACACUGGGACAGAGUUCAGGGAGUGUUGGCGAGAAUAGACAAAGCAGGAUUGCGACUCAAGAAGGCAAAGUGUGUAUUUGCGGCAGAGUCUGUCAUAUUCUUGGGGUACAGAAUCGAUCGGGUAGGAGUGCGCCCUACAGAUGCGAAAGUGGAAGCCAUCCGUGAGGCACCAGUACCUACAUGUAAGAAGGAACUGCAGGCAUUUUUAGGCUUUCUGAAUUUUUACGAAAGAUUCCUGCCGAAUAAGGCAUCAGUCCUGGAGCCUUUACAUCGUCUCUUGGACAAAGGAGCGAAGUGGGUAUGGAGGUCGGAGCAUACUGAGGCGUUCUGCAAAGCGAAGAACCUAUUAAAGUCUGAUCAGGUGCUCACUCAUUAUGACUUAAAUAAGCCUUUAACACUGACAUGUGAUGCAUCAGAUUAUGGAGUAGGUGCAGUGUUGGCGCACGUUACCGAUGAUGGCAAAGACGUGCCCUUGGCCUUUGGAUCGCGCACUCUGACCCGGCAUGAGAGGAAUUACUCCCAGCUCGAUAAAGAGGCACUGGCUGUGAUGUUUGGUGUGACCAAAUUUCGACAGUAUGUGACAGCCCGGCAUUUUACUAUCGUGACAGAUCACAAACCCCUGUUACGACUGCUGGACCCCAAGCGGCAAACACCAGAUAUUCUGUCACCACGCCUCUUACGAUGGAGCUUAUGGCUAUCGAUGUUCGACUUCCAGAUAGUGUAUUUGCCGGGAACCAAGAUACCCCAUGCCGAUGCCCUCAGCCGGCUACCCAUGGCCACUGGAAACAUACAGGUACCAACUGUUGGUGAUGUGCUCAUGCUUGAAGCCAUGCCAGAGCCACCAAUCGAUGCUGAGACACUGGCGCAGUUGACCGACAGGGACCCUGUCCUCCGUCAAGUAAAGCAGCACACAAGCCAAGGUUGGCAGGGCAGGAAGGCAGACUCUGAGGAGUUGCGGCCAUAUUGGAACAGGAGAGAGGCGUUAUCCCUUCACAAGGGCUGUCUCUUGUGGGGCAAUAGGGUGGUUAUUCCAGAGGGGCGUCGCAGGGAACUGUUGAUGGUCCUUCAUGCCGCACAUGACGGAAUUGUCAAGUCUAAGAUGGUUGCCCGGAGUUAUAUGUGGUGGCCCGGAAUGGACAGGGACAUCGAGCAAAUGGUAGGUCAGUGCGCAAUCUGCCAGCAGCAGCGAGCCAACCCGCCCAAAGUGAAGGAGGUGAAAUGGGCACCGGAGAGUGAGCCAUGGGUUAGGCUACACAUGGAUUUCCUGGGUCCUUUCCAGGGGAAGGUUUUCCUCAUUGUGGUGGAUGCGCACUCAAAAUGGCCAGAAGUGAAGGCAAUGCAUAACAUGUCAUCAGGUGCAGUUAUCCAGGCGCUACGAGAGAUCUUCAGUUGCCAUGGGAUUCCCCGGUACCUGGUCUCAGACAACGGGACAGCUUUUGUGUCCCGAGAGAUGGAAGAAUUCCUAACGAAGAAUGGAGUUGUACUAAUGCGCACACCACCAUUCCAUCCAGCCACAAACGGUCAAGCGGAGCGCAUGGUGCAGACGGUGAAGUAUAAACUGCGGAAAAUGGGAGCGGGAGACUGGCACACACGAGUCGCUCGAAUGUUGUUGGCGUUGCGCUCAACACCACUGGGAGAAUCUCAUAAGACACCGGCAGAACUCCUAAUGGGGAGACCAUUAAGAACGGUGCUGGACCAGAUACGCCCCAAACCAAGUUUUCAAGGCGAGGAGACCCAAGAGGUCACAAACCACCACAGGGGCAGGUUUUUUUUAGUUGGGCAGCAGGUGCUUCUUCGUGACUAUAGAGGGACUCGUAAGUGGAUACCAGGAACCAUUGUAUCCAAACAAGGGCCCGUGACAUACACAACCCAAGAUAAGAACGGCAACGUGUAUAGACGUCACGUGGACCAAUUGCUGAGCAACAAAGUGGCACAUCCAUCAAGCCAGGCGGUGUCAGUUACAUGUACUGAUGGCUGUGCUGCGACCAAUCGUGGCAGUACCACCCUGCGUCAGCUCAUGCCGACUGACGGGAUGGCUCUGACAGAGCCAACGCAGGUCCCAGCGACCAUACAGCGGAACCCUAUUCCGAUGGAGCCGGCACAGGUACCAUUGACCGUACAGGAGCAACCGGCAGAGAAUUGGAAGGAGCGGAAGGGUAAACAGCAACAGCUGCCGGGGACAUCACCAGUGGGAGCAUCAACACCGGACCACAGCAGCAGCCCUUUCAGAGGGUUUGCACAUCAUCGUGACCAGGGGCCAGAACCAUGGGAGGGACUGCAGAUGGAGCUGAUACGCGCACAACCGCCCAGGAGAUCCACCAGGGCGAGGAUGGUACCGGGGAAGCUGCAAGACUAUGUGUAGAAAUCUUAAGGGGGGAAGUGUUAUAUAGGAAAUGUGGGGUAGUUAGGUUGGUAGGCCUGCAGUGUAAAUAGAGGCCAGUUUGUAAUGAUGGCGGCCAGCGUGUCGGUCGUUGUUCAUGGUGAUUGUAUACGGGAGUGAGGACUGCAACCUAAAUAUGUGUUGAGGGACAUAACAAUUGUGCAAACAUAUUUAUGUUGUCUCAAGUUUCAUUUUGUUCACUUACCUAUGAUAUAGGAUUGUAUUGCAGGAUCUUAUUUCAUUUUACUUUUGUUUAGUCAAAAUGGUUUAUAUCUUAAGAAAGAAAAGUAAUAUAAAAUAUAUUUGUUUAAAAACAUUUAGAUAUACAGGUGUGGUGAAAAUAGGUAGGAAACUGUGAAUUUAACUAUGUGUUAUGCAAAAACAUUGGGAAUCAGUUGGUAAAAACUGGUUUCAUUAUUGAAAUACUCUCAAUGUGUUGGGUAAGAAUUUUUCCAAAUGGAACAUUGAAAAUUAGUUGAUUGUUUUGCAGUUCCUGUUGCUGCCGCCUGUCGUGGCUCCACUCAAGUGCUCGGUGCUGCCCCUCAGCGGCAACAUGCAGUUGCUGUGUGUGCAGAGCAGUGUCAUCAUCCUCGGUGGGCAUGGCCAGGAACAUUCAUACAUUCAGGAAUUACAUCAUAUUGAAGAUAGUUUAUUAUUUAAUGAUUUUGCAUGUUAUUUAGACACACAUUUCAGGGAAAUUGUGGGCAAACUUUGCCUAGGCCCGUAGUAAGCACUCACGUGGUUUACCACUGAACUACCCUUGUUUGUUUAAAAAAAAUAACAAUAUUCUUCUACAAUGUUUUUUUAUUUUUGACAAGAAGUGUAAAGUUAUGAAAAUACAAAAGUACAGCUACAAAUCUUUUAAAUGCAAUGCCAAAA